Molecule: messenger RNA, 807 nt
Organism: Plasmodium gonderi
Lineage: Eukaryota; Apicomplexa; Aconoidasida; Haemosporida; Plasmodiidae
Product: adenylate kinase-like protein 2
Exons: 4
Coding region: 1-807 (268 amino acids)
Source: RefSeq, a predicted model, not a curated record
AUGGAAACUCUUCUAGAUAGCGAAACACUAAAGAAUUACGAAAAAGAAACGAACGAAUAUAUUCGCAAAAAAAAAGUAGAAAAAUUGUUCGAUGUCAUUUUAAAAAAUGUUCUAAUAAACAAACCAGAAAAUGUCUAUUUGUACAUAUAUAAGAACAUUUAUUCUUUCCUUUUGAAUAAAAUUUUUAUAAUCGGUCCUCCUUUGCUGAAAAUUACUCCUACCUUAUGUUCCGCCAUUUCCAGCUGCUUCAGCUAUUACCACCUUAGUAUUUCACAUAUGAUUGAGUCUUAUAUGCCUCUUGAGACAACGAACGAUGUUGAAAAUUCACCAAGAAAAAAAUUAGCCAGUGAUGAUUUAAUUUGUUCCAUUGUUAAAAGAAAUAUAAACAACCUGAAUGCAAAACAAAGGAGGGGCUUUGUUGUUGAAGGGUUCCCAAGUACUAAUCUACAGGCACAUAGCUGUCUUCAACAUUUACCUUCCUACAUUUUUGUCUUGUAUGCCGACGAAGAGUAUAUUUAUGAACAGUACGAGAAGGAAAGUAGAAUAAAAAUCUGCUCUGACAUGAAUAAUCAAACAUAUGAUGAAAAUUCAGAAUUAUUCGAAAUGGCGGAGAUCGAUACGCAUCCUCUAAAGGAUGAGGUAAAGGUCUACUUAAGAAACAUUUCAGGGGUGUUAUCUGUCCUCGGGGAUCGUAAGGAAGUACUAAAUUUACGUGAUUAUGAUGAAAACGGCUUAAUUGAACAUAAUAAGAUUGGUCAAACUAAAGAUGAAUGGAAUUGCGUCUUUGAUGAUUAUUCAGUAAACUAG